Striga hermonthica is the source of this 2238-nucleotide messenger RNA. NCBI's taxonomy places the organism in Eukaryota, Viridiplantae, Streptophyta, Magnoliopsida, Lamiales, Orobanchaceae. The record is from the annotation of a GenBank genome assembly.
AUGGUAAUAACAACAACAACAACAACUAUCGACGAUGUAGAUUUGCCGGGAUCUGCCACCGAAGAGAACUCCAAAUCGGACUCGGCGACAACUCAGCACGAAGAGGAUCUGAAGAGGCUGCCACCGUGGACCAAGCAGAUCACGGCACGUGGAGUCUUCGCCAGCUUGGCUAUCGGGAUUGUUUACAGCAUAGUCGUGACCAAGCUGAACCUCACGACUGGGCUCGUCCCCAACCUCAACGUGUCGGCCGCCUUGCUGGCUUUCGUGUUCGUGCGGACGUGGACAAAACUGCUCGAGAAGGCCGGUUUUGUCACGAUGCCGUUUACGAGGCAGGAGAAUACGAUUAUUCAGACAGCUGCCGUUGCUUGCUACAGCAUUGCUGUCGGAGGUGGCUUUGGUUCCUACCUUUUGGCACUGGAUAGGAAUACAUAUGAGAAAGCAGGGUUUGAUGCAGAAGGGAAUUCACCCAAGGGCUAUAAGGUUCUAAAGCCCGAUUGGAUGAUCGGUUUUUGUUUUGUCGUUAGCUUUGUCGGCUUGUUAGCUUUGGUUCCUUUAAGGAAGAUAAUGAUCAUAGACUACAAAUUGCCUUACCCGAGUGGAACCGCGACUGCUGUACUCAUCAAUGGAUUUCACACUGCUAAAGGAGACAAGAUGGCCAAAAAACAGGUCCAUGGAUUCAUGAAAUUCUUCUCACUCAGCUUCGUGUGGAGCUUCUUUCAGUGGUUCUAUUCGGGUGGCAAACAAUGUGGGUUUAUGAAUUUCCCCACUUUCGGGCUGAAAGCUUGGAGACAAACAUUUUACUUUGAUUUCAGUAUGACUUAUGUGGGAGCUGGCAUGAUUUGCUCCCACAUUGUGAACCUGUCUCUGCUUCUGGGAGCCGUUCUUUCUUACGGCAUAAUGUGGCCGUUGAUUAGUGAAAAGAAAGGAGUUUGGUUCCCGCAGGAUAUCAAGGAAAGCAGCAUGAAGAGUUUGAGUGGCUACAAAGUUUUUAUUGCAGUAGCUCUUAUUCUAGGAGAUGGACUGUACAAUUUUGUCAAGACCAUGCUAGUUACCUUUAGAAGCAUGCAUUUCUCCUUAAUAAAGAAGAGGAAUCUUGUAGCAGCAGUCAACAACAGCAACAACACCACCAACAAACCAAACCAUCACGACCAUGACGCCCGGUUGAACGAGGUCUUCCUCCGGGACGGCAUCCCCCUAUGGGUUGCCCUAUCCGGCUAUGCCCUACUCUCAGUCGUCUCCACCCUCGUGGUCCCUGCCAUGUUCCCCCAGCUCCGUUGGCCCUACGUCCUUGCGGCCUACGCUCUGGCCCCGGCCCUCGGCUUCUGCAACGCCUACGCCUCGGGCCUCACCGACAUGAACAUGGCCAACAACUACGGCAAGGUGGCCCUCUUCGUGCUCGCCGCCCUCACAGGCCCUGCCGACGGGGUCGUCGUAGGCCUCGUCGGCUGCGGUCUCGUCAAGUCCAUUGCCCUGGCCUCCGCCGACCUCGUCCAGGACCUCAAGACCGCCCACCUCACCCUCGCCUCCCCGCGGGCCAUGUUGGCAGGGCAGGCAGUGGGGACUGCAGUCGGCUGUGUCGUGGGCCCGCUCGCCUUUUUCCUAUUCUACAAAACCUUCGAGAUCGGGGACCCGAACGGGGCCUACAAGGCCCCAUACGCGGCCGCGUACCGGAGCAUGGCGGCACUCGGGGCCGAGGGGUUCUCUGCAUUGCCCGACCACUGCCUGCACAUGUGUAUCGGGUCCUUCGUGUUGGCGGUGUCGGUCAACCUGCUAAGGGACGCGGUCCCCGGGAGGGUCGGGAGGUGGGUCCCGCUGCCGAUGGCGAUGGCAGUGCCCUUUUUGGUGGGGGGUUAUUUUGCGGUGGACAUGUUCGUGGGAAGUUUGGUGGUGUUGGUGUGGGGGAGGAGGGUCGGGAGAGAGGACGCGGAGCCGAUGGUGCCAGCGGUGGCUUCGGGCCUAAUAUGUGGGGACGGGCUUUGGGUGUUGCCGUCGUGCGUGUUAGCUAUGGUUGGGGUUAGUCCGCCCAUCUGCAUGAGCUUCUUGCCCGGGAAGGGCUCGGAUGGCAAUGGGGACCCGAUCCCCGAUUACCCGUGGGGAAAUCCUCUAUUAGGGGAUGGGGAUGGGAUGAAAUCUUCCCCCAUGGGGGUGCUAAUGGGGAGAAAAUCAUCCCCGACGGGUAAACGGGUAUGGGGAUGGGGAACCAAUCCCCGUUCUCGUUUACCCGCGGAAACCCGUUAA